AUGGGGCUGCCAUCCCCUUGUGACGCCCAUGCCUUUACCGAAUUGCCACUCCCUCUUUUAGUAUUCGCUAUGAUUUUGAAAUUAAGAUAUCCUGAAGUGUCCAGCAUAAAAGGGCUUCUAGGUGCUCUACGGACCGAUAAGGAGAAAAAGCAGUGGCAACUGGAAUUGGUGGAAGAAAAGGUCCACAAGCUUAUGCGACACUAUGAAAUUCCUUUGGAUCCAAUGAUUUCUACAGGAUUAAUCCAACUCUAUACGGCAAGGGGUUUAAUGGUUCAUGCAUCAAAAGCCCUCCUUCGUAUGCCAAGGAUUGAUAGUGUUGCGGUUACUAUUUUUUUACAUGGAUGUGUCAUUCACAAGGAUAUGAAAUCGGCAUCUACAAUUAUGCGAAACUUGGGAGAGGCUAAUGUGACUUACACAAUAAGUGAAGAUUUGGAGGACAAGCUUAGGACGGCUGGGGUUGCAUUUGGUACAAAUGUAACGAUUGUCAAGAAGGCAGUUGAAUGGUCUUGGGUUCUGUACAAUGGAACAUGA
Molecule: messenger RNA, 531 nt
Organism: Arabis nemorensis
Lineage: Eukaryota; Viridiplantae; Streptophyta; Magnoliopsida; Brassicales; Brassicaceae
Source: the annotation of a GenBank genome assembly